Molecule: messenger RNA, 1313 nt
Organism: Empidonax traillii (willow flycatcher)
Lineage: Eukaryota; Metazoa; Chordata; Aves; Passeriformes; Tyrannidae
Gene: POFUT2
Product: protein O-fucosyltransferase 2
Exons: 9
Coding region: 1-1296 (431 amino acids)
Biological process (GO): protein O-linked glycosylation via fucose
Molecular function (GO): peptide-O-fucosyltransferase activity
Source: RefSeq, a predicted model, not a curated record
AUGGCGGCCCCGUGGCUGCUGCUCGGCCUGGCCGCUCUGGCCGUGCCCAUCGAAGCCCCCGAGCCGCCGCCCGCCGCCCUCCGCGCCGGCCACGCCGCCUCCUCGCUGCCCGCCGCCGCCGCCGCCCCGCGCACCAGAUACCUUUUGUACGAUGUAAAUCCCCCUGAGGGGUUCAACCUCCGCAGAGAUGUCUACGUCCGAAUUGCUUCCCUUGUAAAGACCCUGCGGAAAAGUGAAAACUGGGUGUUAGUCCUGCCUCCCUGGGGGAGGCUUUAUCACUGGCAGAGCCCCGAUAUCCUUCAGGUCCGGAUCCCUUGGUCUGAGUUCUUUGAUGUCCCAAGCCUCAACAGGAACAUCCCUGUCAUUGAAUAUGAGCAGUUCCUUGCAGAGUCAGGUGGGCCCUUUAUUGAGCAGAUUUAUGUGCUACAAGGCUAUGCAGAAGGAUGGAAAGAAGGAACAUGGGAAGAAAAAAUCAAUGAAAGGCCAUGCAUUGAUCAGCUGAUGUACUCCAAGGACAAGCAUGACUACUACAGGGGCUGGUUCUGGGGCUACGAGGAAACACGAGGCCUGACCGUCUCCUGUUUGUCCGUCCAAGGAUCUGCUUCCAUCGUGGCUCCCAUCCUUCUGAAGAACACUUCAGCACAGUCAGUGAUGUUAGACAGAGCUGAAAACCUUCUUCAUGACCACUACGGAGGGAAAGAUUACUGGAAUACCCGUCGGAGCAUGGUGUUCGCUAAACACCUCCGUGUGGUGGGAGACGAGUUCAGGAGGAAGCACCUCCAGUCCACGGAUGAGGCAGACAGGACUCACUACAAGGAGGACUGGACACAGAUGAAGGUUAAGACGGGCACAGCUCUAGGUGGUCCGUACCUUGGGGUUCAUCUCAGAAGGAAAGACUUCAUCUGGGGUCACAGAGAAGAUGUGCCUUCCCUGCAGGGAGCAGUAAAGAAAAUCCGCAGCCUCUUGGAGACGCUUAAGCUCGAGAAAGUUUUUGUAGCCACUGAUGCUGUCGAGGAGGAGACUGAGUUGCUGAAGAAACUGCUGCCCGAGAUGGUGAGGUUUGAACCCUCCUGGGAGGAGCUGGAGCUCUAUAAGGAUGGGGGCUUGGCUGUCAUUGACCAGUGGAUUUGUGCACACGCGAGGUAUUUUAUAGGCACCUCAGUUUCAACAUUUUCCUUCCGAAUCCACGAGGAAAGGGAGAUCUUGGGAUUUGAUCCAAAAACAACUUACAACCGAUUUUGUGGUGAAACAGAGAAAAACUGUGAGCAGCCAACCCACUGGAAAAUUGUCUAUUAAAUACAAGAGAAAUACAA